AUGUCUGACCCACGAUUUGCAAAGGUCAAAACAGAUCCUCGCUUUCGAAAACCGAGAAAGCAAAAGAACAAGGUCGUCGUAGAUGAACGCUUCAAGAGCAUCUUUGACGACAAAAAGGGAGACAAGAAAGCUCCCGCACGCGUCGACAAAUACGGCCGAAAAGUCGCGCAGACCAAAGACCGUGACGACCUCCGCCGAUUCUACCGUCUCGAGGGCGAGGAGGAUGCCGCAGACGAACCCCCAAAGCCCGAUCUUGCGCGUGGAGCGGUCCUCAUGGAGUCUUCCUCGGAAGAGGACGACGAUGACGAAGCCAACAUAUCAGAAGCAGGCAGCGAAUACGGAGGCAUUGUCAAGCUCGGGCGCGACACCGACGACUCAGACGAAGAGGGCGAGGAAGCCGAGAUCGACCUCGACGAGUCCCAGUUCGCCGAUCUCGACGCACAGGCGACGGCGCUGUCCGGCGCCCAGACUGCUGCAGACGCAGAUGCGGACGACGACGAAGAAGCACCGCGCACGCGCCGCCUCGCCGUCGUGAACCUCGACUGGGACCACGUCCGCGCCGUGCACCUGUACAAAAUCUUCUCGUCCCUCGUCUCGCCUGCCGCUUCCGCUGCCGCCUCCACAUCGACCCACGCGGUCCAUCAGGACAGGCAGAAGCUGCUUAGAGGCCAGCCGUCGACGAUCGCGCGCGGGCGCGUGCUCAGCGUGCGCGUGUACCCGAGUUCGUUCGGCAAGGAGCGGCUGGAGAGGGAGGAGAGGGAGGGUCCGCCCGUUGAGCUGUUCAAGAAGAAGAAGAAGGAGCUGAGGGAGGAGGAUAUCGACGAGCGCACGAUCUUUGAAACGGGCGAUGCGGACGAGUACGAUGAGGAUGCGCUGAGGAAGUAUCAGCUUGAGCGACUUCGAUACUACUAUGCGGUCGCGGAGUGUGACACUGUCGAUGCUGCGUCGCAUAUCUACGACGAGCUGCAGGGCUCGGAGCUUGAGCGCUCAGCGAACGUCUUUGAUCUCAGCUUCGUCCCGGAUGGUAUGGAGUUCGACGAGGAAUGCAGAGACGAAGCAGUCGGCGAGCCAAACGGCACAUACAAAGCAGUCGAUUUCGUCACAGACGCGCUCCGAAACUCAAAAGUCAAGCUCACAUGGGACGACGACGACGCCGAGCGGAACCACUUCACGCGGCGCACGCUGACAAAGAAGGAGAUCGAAGAAGCCGACUUCCGCGCAUACAUCGCCUCCUCGUCCUCGUCUGGCUCCGAGGACGAAGCCAAACCUUCUGCCAACGCUGCCAACGCCAAUACCAAGGUCGCACCCAACGGCAACGGCAGUAAGCAAAAAUCGAAAUCGAAGUCGAAAUCGUCAGCGCGGGACAACCUCCGCGCCCUCCUUCUCGGCGGGGACAACGACGAACUCCCCGAGGGGUGGGGCGGUGGCGGGGAUGCGUUCGCAGACGGCGAUGAUGGCGAUGGCAGCGGCGGGGGUGCGAGCGACGUGGACAUGCAGGUGACGUUUGCGCCUGCGCUCAGCGGGGGCGCGGAUAAGGGCGACGAGAGCACGCUGGAUAGGUAUCAGCGCAAGAUGCGGGAGAAGCGGAAGAAGAGGAAGGAGGAGAGGGCGGAGAAGGGGGCGGGGGUUGAUGGUGGUGAGGAGGGUAGGGGUGAGAAGAGAGGGAAGGGGGUGGGAGGGGACGGGGGUGCGGGAGGGCUGGGCGAGGAGGACGAGUUCUUUGGCGUGUCUGGGUCGGAGGACGAUGAUGUGCUCGGGCGGUCAACGUUCGAGGAGGAAGAGGAAAUGCGUCCCAAGUCGAAGCCGAAGAAAGGACCCAAAUCCAAGUCCUCCGACCAAGUCAAGACCAACACAACCCGCCAAGAAGCAACCGCCGACGAGCUCGCGCUCCUCGCCGCAUCGGACGCGGCGGGCGGCGGCCCCGGGCACUUUGACAUGAAGGCGAUCCUCAAAGCCGAAAAAGCCAAGGGCCGGAAUCGCAAGGACAGGAAGCUGAAGAAUAAGAAGAACAAGAAGGGAGGAGCGGAGGAGGACGAUGGUAAUGAAAACGAGCUGCAGGAGACGUUUGCGAUCGACGUCAAGGACGAGCGGUUCAAGGCUGUCCACGAGGAUCAUCAUUUUGCGAUUGAUCCUAGUAAUCCUCGGUACAAAAAGACGAAGAGCAUGGGCGCGCUCCUCGACGAGCGGUCGAAGCGUUACAAGGACAAGGGCAGGGAUGGCCGCAAGAAUGCGUCUUCUGAGGCACCGCAAGAAGCGACCAUCGGUUCUUCGAUAAGUGGAGGCGGCAAGGAACGGGACCUGAAGAGUCUAGUGGAGAGCGUGAAGCGCAAGAGCGCGGCUGCGACCGCGGGGCAGGGCGGCGGGAUGGGUAAACGCCGCAGGCUGGACUAGGAAGCGCAAGGCCCGCUCUUGCUGUUGGACGUUGGACGGUGAUCGGCGAUGUGGAUGGACGGUCAUUGAUGCAGAUGUAUCGUAGGUUCAUCAGACUUGUUCGUUCGAACCCCCUUUCAAUCUUUGCGUAUGCCGUUGGUGGGCCUUUUGUGGCUAUAUUAACGUUGACUUGGUUGUUUGAAGCG
Messenger RNA from Coniophora puteana RWD-64-598 SS2, 2576 nucleotides. RefSeq lists its product as uncharacterized. The transcript has 6 exons. Lineage: Eukaryota; Fungi; Basidiomycota; Agaricomycetes; Boletales; Coniophoraceae. Bases 1 to 2391 code for a protein of 796 amino acids. The record is from RefSeq and is a predicted model, not a curated record. Gene Ontology annotation, cellular component: nucleus. Gene Ontology annotation, molecular function: RNA binding. Gene Ontology annotation, biological process: rRNA processing.